Messenger RNA from Thalassophryne amazonica, 5561 nucleotides. RefSeq names its product S100 calcium binding protein U (gene s100u). Bases 169 to 786 code for a protein of 205 amino acids. Gene Ontology annotation, cellular component: perinuclear region of cytoplasm. The transcript has 3 exons. The record is from RefSeq and is a predicted model, not a curated record. NCBI's taxonomy places the organism in Eukaryota, Metazoa, Chordata, Actinopteri, Batrachoidiformes, Batrachoididae.
AGGAAAGAAAAAAAAAAAACUCACAACUAAAUCACGGAAGAGAUUCAGUCCUGCUAGUUUGGCAACUUCUCUGGGUUGAAAGCGGCGCAGAAGAGCGCAUAAAGGCAGAUUUGCGCACUCUUCCAAAACUUCCUUUGUCCGGCAGACGCGGUAUACGACGGAGGAGUCAUGGAGGACGCCAUUAAGACGGUGGCAACAGUGUUUGUGAAGUCAUGCAAAGGAAAGGACGGUCUAACCGAAUCCAAUUUCCAGAACUUAGUCAAGAACCAACUCUCCAACAUUAUGACGAAUGCGGAUUCCAAAACCGCAGUGUCAAAUUUGAGACAAGAACUGGAUGCCGAUCAAGAUAAAAAAGUUAGCUUUGAGGAGUACAUGAAACUGAUUGGCUACCUGGCUAACGCACUCAGCGAGCAGCGUACCAAGGCGAAUGAGACCGUCCAAAAGGCUGAGACGGAACCACAAUGUACCUCGUCUUCGCAACCGGAAAACAACCAACAGGGGAAAGAAGAUGCAAAGGAAGAGCCUACAAAGGUAGAAACGAACGCCGAAGCGAAGCCUGAACCAGCCAAGGAGACGGAGAAGCCUGCAGUGGCGGCAGGUACAGUGUCGGUGGGGCUACCGGACAAGCCGGCAGCGGCGACUGUGGAGAUGGUGAUAUCAGUGGUGCCAACAAAUGAAAAUAUAAAGGUGGAAGAAUCUGAAAAAGCUGAGAUUGCUAAAGAAAAGCUGGCUACGGCAGUGGAGGAGGAAGGAGAAGGGGAGAAGACGGAUGAGGCGACAUCCUAGGGGACAAUUCAUUCCUUCACCCAUGACAUCCAACACUACAUACUGUGCAACACAGUAUUAAAAAUGCAUAAUUUGAUAAGCCACUAAAGAUUUUAUAUAUAUUUUUUGUUCAAAUCCACACUACAAACCCAGGAGGGGGAAAAACACCACACUUCGCUACAUGAUAAAUUGCAUGUACAUGACAGUACAACUACCUUUUUGUACCACUAUGUUCAUAUGUACAGCAUGUGCAUUUAACUUGCAACAUGUUCACUACCAUUUGCACGCUGGAUUCCUGUGGAACCUUAAAAGUUUACUGCAAAACAUGAUUUAAUUACAUGUGAACAAAGUACCACUGCACAUAACAAUACUGCAACAAGCAUUGUAGUUCGUAUCCCUUCUUUUUCCCCACAUUUGUCCAGUUCUGUCCCUCCUUUCUGCACAUUUUGGUGAGUGCACGAAGCUCAGGCUUCAUUGCAUCACCAUUAUACACUUUUUUUUUUUUGCAUGGAUACAAAACCUGUCAGUAAAAGUGAAACAUUCCUUCUAACCCACUGCUAUGGAGCUGAUUUGGCAUGACAAUAAACUAAUUGUUUUGCUGAAGCAUUGCAUUGCUUUUAGCACAUUGUAAUUGUGUACUUUAUGCACUGCUGCACAGUUUUGUUUUUUUAUAAUCUCUCUCCUCGUGAGUGUUCUCCUUCAAGGUUCACUUCAUCUAGAACCUGGGUUCUCAUGUCUUGGUCGGCCUUGAAUUAGGAAGUGGAAGAUCAAGUGUGGUUGGGGCUUAAUUAUUUAAGGUUGUAGGAGGGAAUCCACACCAAAGGAUGUUUGAAAGAUCCCAAAAUAGUUCUGUGGGAGAGGAUUGUCCUUUUAAAAAUAUUUUCUGGUGCUUUAGAACUGAAAACAUAACACACAUGUCAAUUGUCAUCUCAAACACCUUAAAGUACAAAGUGCACUAAUAUGAGGAUCUUGUGUAGGAUCCUGUUUUGUAGUAUUUGGAAGUGAAUUUUCUGGGAAUUACCAGGUUUGCGGAUGUGGCGCAUAUCACCAUUUUUAUACGUUAGGUCGGUUUGCCUUGGCACGUAUUGACAGGCCUUUUUAAAGGAACCGCUAACCAUGGUUUGUGUUAGCAUAUUUGGUCAUGCUAAUAAUGGGCAACCCAAAGUGGUUAAUGCUAACUAUUGUUGACUUUAAUGCAACAUUCCAGACCAAUUAGGACAUCCAAAUGUCCCAGUUGAUAGUUUCUGCUUCUGACAUCAAAGCGUUCCACCUCUUUGAGCAAAAAAAAGUAACUAAGACAAGUGUGUGAAUGAGUGUUAUUGCUACAAAGAUAUUUACUUAUAUGAACCGGUUCCACAAAACUUGGUUGUUGAAAGGGGGAAAGCAAAUAAAUUAUUACGGUUAAUUCUGUACUGUAUUUCCAAUUUAAGUAACCUAAGAUUUUUGGGGCCCUGCGACAUACUGGCAUCCUGUCCAGGGUGUACCCCGCCUCACCCGCUAUGACUGCUGAGAUAGGCUCCAGUCCCCCAUGACCCUUAAUUGGAGUAAGCGGUUGAAGAUGAGUGUGUGAGAUUUUUGGGGCUAGUUAUGUCUAGAUUUAACAUUUCAUUUUUAGAACUAUUGCACUCAGCGCCUGUGUGUUUAUAAGGGUUAAUAUCCUGAAAUUAUUUAAAUUAAUGUUGACUUAUUGACCUCUUUAUUUGUAAGCCUAUCUACCAUAUGUAGCAUGCACAGAUAACUGGCAGUGUACUUAUACACGCUCAAAAAAUGAAAUGCUAUUUUUACUCUAUAUUAUGUCUACUAGUCCCACAAAACCUAAUUGUGUUUUUUUUUUUUUUUUUAUGCAAUUAAUUGGAACUGUUUACUUUUCCUGUUAAAACAACCAACAUUUGUAGGACCAGUUAACAUAACUAGAUUUAAGUAAAUAUUACAAUGCUUUAUUUCAAUCUCUUGUUCUAAAAUGCCUUAUUUGGCUGAAUGAGGAUAAUGCAAACAUUUAGCUGUUUGAUGCUAACAGGUUAAUGCUAACUUUGAGACAUAUUGUGACCGCAUACAGUAUGUUCAUGCUGACCACAGUGUCUUUCUUUCUUUAGCCUUUGUCGAAUGCACCCUGUCAACAUAAUGUCCGGUAUAAAUACCAGCAGCAGUCCAUUCGGGACAUUUGGCGCUUCCUGGAAACUUUUCAUCUCUGAGCUGAUGCUUUCUGUAGUAGCACUGGAUCAGGGUAUUGACAUAAAAACAUCUCUGCAGAAAGCUAAACUUCUUAGUUGACAUGGUGGUGCUGUGCCCCCCCCCCCCCCCCGGAAUGAAACUUUCUUUCUCCGCCCAUGCUAAAAAUUGUUUAUAGUCAAAUACUGUUUUUUUUUUGUUUGUUUUUUUUUCCCUGCUGGUUUACAGCAGCACUCUGUUAUUGUGUUUUCUGUUGCCUGUCACACCCUUGCGCAGUUUAAAAACCAGUCUAUGUUUGACCUGCAACUGGAUCCUUAAAUUCCAAGCGCUGGGAAACAACUGGAUUAUGUAGUCAUUUGAUGUCUCAUCACACCCAAAAAAGCAAACAAUCAGAUGAAGGUAAUCCUGAGCUCAGAGGGCUCGUUGAGAAGGAGAAGCAAACAAGAAUACUGAGCCAUAAGGCGUCAGCCGCACAUUACUCUGCAUGCUCCUCUAACAUAUCUACCACGUAUUACUCUGGUGUAUUGUUUAAACUUCAUACGGCCUUGAAUAUAUCACAAGACUUUAAGAUUUAACCCACUAAUUAAAUCUUGUUACACAAUAUAUGAUGUUUAUUGUAAAUCUCGUGGUUUGCAAGUCUCGUAAUCGAUAAUGCAGCCAUGAGGAAAAGGCUCACAUCUGAGGCCUACUGUAGACCCGUGACCAGCCAGGUGCAUCAUGCUGAGGCACGUUUUUGGCACACCUGAACACGUGCGCUGUAAAAGCACCUGGGCUUUCAAACCACUCUGAAGCAAAGGGGCAAGACAAAUAAACCCGGAUCACGUGCUCACCCCGCAUGGCGGUGACACUCCCAUUGUAAAUACGCUCUUAUUUACACUGCUCAAUCUUUCAGCGCACAGUAUACUUGUAGUACGCUCUGUAACCUGCAUGCAAUAUGGUUACUAACAAACACCAUCUUAUUGGACAUUUUGGGCUUUUUAGUCGGGGGUUUUUUCUAUAAUGUUUUUUUUAUGACCUUGUUCUUACGGUACUUUAUUCUUACGGAAAAUGUUUGUAAUUCUAGUUGCAUAUCAACACAUUUUUGCACUGUCUUGCAGAACAUAGGCGCUUGCAUCUUUUACACUUGCAAGCUGUUUUGCUGUUCCAUAAGCCAUGCAUAACAUUUCUUCUUAGAAUAGCCCAUUUUAAAUGUGAUCUUUGUAUUGUUCCUUUGUAUUUAAGAAAUAAAGUUAAAAACGGGAUUGGAGAAGUCAAAACACACCUUUUUUCCCAUGUUAUCUGGCUUGACCUGCAUCAAAUAUUAUUCUGUCAUGAUGCUUGUUUUUAUUGCAGUUUCUUUGUCAACAGAAUCUCUCAAAAAUAUGUUUCAGUGAAAUUCAGAGAUGAGGUAGACAUUGUAUCAAGGAAUGACUAAAUAUUUGCAUACAUCAAAUCAAGAGGCACAUCCCACCUUGUAUCUUUGUUCCUCUUUUCUUUGAUCCUGUACUCUCAUCCUGGAUUCCUUUGAUUAUGCAAUUACGCCUUUUUUUUAUCUCAGAUUUUGAUGUAUUUUCCUGUAAUCCCUAAUUUUUGAUCUGUGAUUCUGACACCUUUGAUCCUGUAAUCACAAAUCUUUGAUGUGUGAUGCUGAUUACUUUAAGACUGUAAUCAGAAUCUAGGUUCAUUGAUGAAGAUCAAAUCUCAGUGAGGAAGAUCAAAGCCCUUUUUAAAGAUCUGUUGCUGAUUUUUGACCGAGAAACGGCAAUGAAGUCAUGUCUUCAGCAAUCAGGAUCAAAAGUCAGGAUUAAAGGGCAGCAGUGAGGAUCAAAGAAAGGGCAAGAUCAAAGUGCUUGGAGACCACACCAUCAUUUCAAAGUAUAAGAUAGGUAGAGAAAAAAACUUACAUGGGCUUUUAAACCUUGAUCAUUGACUGAUGCUAACCAAAUUGAAAGUGUUUUUUCAUACACACACCCAAUGUACCUGCCAAAUUUGAUCAAAAUUGGAUUAAGAGUGCUUUAGAUGGCUUGAGAUCAUGUGAACAGAACUGUAUUGUAUCUUGGCAGAAGGGUGCACUUGCUGAGUGUCCUUGUAGUUACACAAAGUAUUGUUAUUACCACUAAUCCUUUCUUUUGCCUCAGAACAGCAGGUGGAUAAAGCGGCAGAUAAACUUCCACAUACUGAAAAGUGAACCGUUCCUUUUUUUUUCUUUCCCUGCAGAAUCUGGCAGUAGUAGUAGUAGUAGUAGUAGAAGUAGUAGUACAGCUUUACCAUGUGAACCGCACCCAAUGUAAACGUGUAGACUUAAAAACAUGCUGGAACUGAAGACGGCAGGGAGUGUUUUAUUGCCACACAAUACGUCUCAUUCAUUCCGAUACCCAGAACAAGAUAAAACUCUUGACUUAAAGUACGUGCAGCAUGCGUGUCUUUAAUUAUAAACAUUUUCAGAAUAUUCUGCAGGAUUUUAUCAGCAAUGUGUAGGCCUACAUCCUGCACAAACGGCAGUUAAGCAGUAUUUCAGUGCACGGCCAUGUCCAGGAAAACCCACUACGCCUGUAUUUCAUAUGAGAGGUCUAAUUUUUUGUUUGUGGCCUUAUCUUUGUAACAUGUACCAACUAAUACUGAAUAAAACUGUGACUAUACCACUUUUA